AUGGACUGGCUGUACAACCUGCUAUUUCUUCUUACCAUCUCCAUCUUCCUGGGGCUGGGCCAGCCCAGGAACCCCAAAAGCAAGAGGAAGGGGCAAGGGAGGCCUGGAACCGUGGCCCCUGGGCCUCAUCAGGUGCCACUGGACCUGGUAUCGAGGGCAAAACCAUACGCCCGCAUGGAGGAGUACGAGAGAAACCUCGGGGAGAUGGUGGCCCAACUGAGGAACAGCUCUGAGCCAGUGAGGAGGAAGUGUGAGGUCAACCUGCAGCUGUGGCUGUCCAACAAGAGAAGCCUGUCUCCAUGGGGCUACAGCAUCAACCACGACCCCGCCCGCAUCCCGGCGGACCUGCCUGAGGCGCGGUGCCUGUGUCUGGGCUGCGUGAACCCCUUCACCAUGCAGGAGGACCGCAGCAUGGUGAGCGUGCCCGUGUUCAGCCAGGUGCCGGUGCGCCGCCGCCUCUGCCCGCUGCCCCCGCGCACCGGGCCCUGCCGCCAGCGCGCAGUCAUGGAGACCAUCGCCGUGGGCUGCACCUGCAUCUUCUGAAUGGCCCCGGCCCUGGCCCAGGACCUGUGGGCAGCUGGAGAGUGCCCUCCCUGCACCCCACACAAGGCCAAUGAAAAGUAAACGCUGUCUUUCUAAAGCAAGACCUUGGGUUUGCUCCUUGUGGCUCUGAAGCCAAAACCAGGGUGGGGGUAGGAGGCUCCUGGGAGGUAGAGUUCAGAUCAAUAUAAAGGAGGACUUCCCAUCGCUCAGCCUUCUCCAACACUGAAAUAGGUUAUUAAAAAAAACACUGCAUUUGCUUCCACCAUUUCGGACAGUCACAUACUUCCUUUAAUUUGGGUUUAUAAGGCUUAUUUCAGUCAUGUCAUUGGAGCGUGGUUGCUAUCAACGUCUGCAGGAGUGACCAAGCGCGAACUCUCCCUAGGUAAGUGCAGGACCAUUGCAAACAAUCUUUU
Messenger RNA from Myotis myotis, 956 nucleotides. RefSeq names its product interleukin 17B (gene IL17B). Gene Ontology annotation, cellular component: extracellular region. The record is from RefSeq and is a predicted model, not a curated record. Gene Ontology annotation, molecular function: cytokine activity. The transcript is spliced from 3 exons. Gene Ontology annotation, biological process: inflammatory response. Lineage: Eukaryota; Metazoa; Chordata; Mammalia; Chiroptera; Vespertilionidae. Bases 1 to 543 code for a protein of 180 amino acids.